Menidia menidia (Atlantic silverside) is the source of this 7703-nucleotide messenger RNA. The record is from the annotation of a GenBank genome assembly. Lineage: Eukaryota; Metazoa; Chordata; Actinopteri; Atheriniformes; Atherinopsidae.
AUGGCCCUUAGAGGCAGCUUGGGCAGUCUGGCCGGGCAGUGGAUGUGGGUGCUGAUGCUGUCUGCCCUGACCAUUGGCAACGCCAGUGCAUGCCCAGCCCUGUGUACCUGCAGCGGCACCACAGUAGACUGCCACGGACUGGGUCUCAAAACCAUGCCAAGGAAUAUCCCCCGCAACACUGAGCGACUGGAGCUGAAUGGAAAUAAUCUGACACGCAUCACUAAGAGUGACUUCACAGGACUGAAGUACCUCAGAGUUCUGCAGCUGAUGGAGAAUCAGAUUACAGUGAUUGAGCGUGGGGCUUUUGAUGACAUGAAGGAGCUGGAGAGACUAGAUCUUAGUGAGAACUUCAUCCAGUCCAUCCCCAGAAAAGCAUUCAGAGGAGCCACAGACAUUAAGAAUCUCCAGCUGGACAAAAACCACAUCAGCUGCAUAGAGGACGGAGCUUUCAGAGCUCUAAGAGGCCUUGAAGUACUAACUCUGAACAACAACAACAUCAGCGCCAUCCCAGUCUCCAGCUUCAACCACAUGCCCAAACUCCGAACUUUCCGUCUCCACUCCAACAAUCUAAACUGCGACUGUCAUCUGGCUUGGCUGGCCCAGUGGCUCAGACAGAGGCCCACAAUUGGUCUUUUCACCCAGUGUACUGGCCCUCCUGAGCUCAGAGGACUCAAUGUGGCAGAGGUCCAGAAACACGAAUUCAGCUGCUCAGGGCACCAGGAGUCUUCCAGUCUUCAGCCGUGCAGCACGGGCGGCGGCUCCUGUCCUGCCAUGUGCACCUGCAGUAACAACAUAGUGGACUGUAGAGGGAAAGGUCUGACCGCCAUUCCAGCCAACCUGCCCGACAGCAUGGCCGAAAUACGUCUGGAGCAAAACGGGAUUAAAUCUGUUCCUCCUGGAGCCUUCUCUCCAUAUAAGAAACUGCGUAGGAUAGACCUGAGCAAUAACCAGAUCUCAGAGAUAGCUCCUGAUGCCUUCCAGGGCCUGCGCUCCCUCAACUCCCUUGUGCUGUAUGGAAAUAAGAUCACCGACCUGCCCAAGGGGGUGUUCGAUGGCCUCUACGCCUUGCAACUGCUGUUGCUGAAUGCCAAUAAGAUUCAUUGCGUUCGUGCCAACACCUUCCAGGACCUGCAGAAUCUCUCCUUGCUAUCGCUCUACGACAACAAGAUCCAAACGCUCGCAAAGGGCACCUUCACUUCACUGCGAGCCAUACAGACCCUUCAUCUGGCUCAGAACCCGUUUAUUUGUGACUGUAAUCUGAAGUGGCUGGCAGACUACCUGCGCUCCAACCCAAUUGAGACCAGCGGCGCCCGUUGCGCCAGCCCACGCCGUCUCGCAAACAAACGUAUUGGCCAAAUCAAGAGCAAGAAGUUCCGCUGCUCCGCCAAAGAGCAGUACGUCAUCCCAGGAACAGAAGACACACGACUAAGUAAUGCCUGCAACAGUGAUCCAGUGUGUCCUCCUAAGUGUCGCUGUGAGUCCAACGUGGUGGACUGCUCCAACCUGAAGCUCAGCAAGAUCCCUGAGCACAUCCCCUCAUCCACUACCGAACUCCGUCUGAACAACAACGACAUCGCAGCUCUGGAGGCAACUGGAAUCUUCAAGAACCUCUCCCAGCUGAAGAAAAUCAACCUCAGCAACAACAAGAUCACAGAGAUUGAGGAUGGCGCGUUUGAAGGUGCAUCAUCCGUCAUUGAGCUUCACCUGACAGCCAAUCAGAUUGACUCUGUCCGGAGCGGGAUGUUCCGGGGCCUGGAUGGGCUGCGCAUGCUGAUGCUGAGAAACAACAAAAUCAGCUGCGUCCACAACGACAGUUUCACAGGGCUUCACAACGUGCGCUUGCUCUCCCUGUAUGACAACCAGCUGACCACAAUAGCUCCUGGAGCCUUCGACACGCUGCAGACUCUCUCUACUCUGAACCUGCUGGCCAACUCCUUCAACUGUGACUGCCGGCUCGCCUGGCUCGGUGACUGGCUGAGGAGCAGGAAGAUUGUGACGGGUAAUCCUCGCUGCCAGCGGCCGGCCUUCCUGAAAGAGAUCCCCCUGCAGGACGUGGCCCUGCCCGACUUCCGGUGUGAGGAAGGCCAAGAGGAGACAAGCUGUGUCCCCCGACCCCAGUGUCCCAGUGAGUGUACUUGCCUGGAGACCGUGGUGCGCUGCAGCAACAAGCAUCUCCACACUCUGCCCAAAGGCAUUCCCAGAAAUGUGACUGAACUAUAUCUGGAUGGAAAUCAGUUCAGCGUGGUGCCAAAAGAGCUCUCCACCUUUAAAUACCUACAGCUGGUCGACCUGAGCAACAACAAGAUCAACUCUCUGACCAACUCCUCCUUUGCCAACAUGAGCCAACUUACCACUCUAAUCCUGAGCUACAACUCCCUGCGCUGUAUCCCCAAAAUGGCUUUCAGUGGACUGCACUCUCUUAGACUGCUGUCUCUCCAUGGCAAUGAAAUCUCAGAGCUUCCUGAUGGCAUCUUCAGUGAUGUGUCAUCGCUUUCACAUUUAGCGAUCGGUGCCAACCCCUUGUACUGUGACUGCCGCCUGCGCUGGCUGUCUGACUGGGUGAAGACUGGAUACAAAGAACCUGGAAUCGCCCGGUGCGCCGGACCACAGGGCAUGGAGGGCAAACUGCUCCUCACCACACCCGCCAAGAAAUUUGAGUGUGGGGGUGAGGUGGACACAGCGGUGCUGGCUAAGUGCAACCCCUGCCUGUCCAGCCCCUGUCUGAACCACGGCAUCUGUCACAGCGACCUGGUGGAUGUCUACAGGUGUAGCUGUCCUCCGGGAUUCAAGGGGAAGAACUGCGAGACGGGUCUGAAUGCCUGUGUGAACAAUCCAUGUACCAACGGAGGAACAUGUCACGUGGGCGAGGAUGAUAAGGGGGAAUACAGCUGCACGUGUCCACUGGGCUUUGAGGGCCCCACUUGCCAAAUCAAUGUUGACGACUGCGAAGACAACGACUGUGAGAAUGGAGCCACCUGCUUCGAUGGAAUCAACAACUACACUUGUUUUUGUCCCCCCUACUACACAGGGGAGAUGUGCGAAGAAUUGGAAGAUAUGUGUGCCCCGGGACGAAGCCCCUGCCAACACCAGUCUACCUGCCUCAUCACCUCCUCUGGACCCAAGUGUGUGUGCUCUCCUGGUUACGUUGGCGAUGACUGCAGCCUAGACUACGACGACUGCAAGGAACACCGCUGCCAGAAUGGAGCUCGCUGCAUGGACGAGCUGAACGGCUACUCCUGCGUCUGUCCCCAGGGGUACAGUGGUCAGCUGUGCGAGGUCCCGCCGUCCCCUCUGUCUCUGUGCGAGCUGGCGGACUGCCAGAACGAUGCCCCCUGUGUGGAGAGAGGCGGGCGCGCCCUCUGCCAGUGCCCCCCCGAGUUUGGCGGGCCCCGCUGCGAGAAGCUGGUCAGCGUCAACUUCAUCGACAGGGACUCCUACCUCCUGCUGUCCGACCUCAAGAACUGGCCGCAAGCUAACAUCACCCUGCAGGUGUCCACGGCCGAGGACAACGGCAUCUUGCUGUACAACGGAGACAACGAUCACAUUGCGGUGGAGCUCUUUCAAGGCCACGUAAAGGUUAGCUAUGACCCCGGCAGCCAGCCAGGACACGCUAUUUACAGUACUGAGACUAUAAACGACGGUCAGUUCCACACAGUGGAACUGGUGACCUUCGACCAGAUGGUGAACCUGUCAAUUGACGGGGGGCUCCCCACCACAAUGGACAGCUUUGGGGCGGUGCGGCCCCUCAACGGGGAGGCGCCGCUAUACGUGGGGGGUAGGGGCCCUCUCCAGAACACACCUCCCUCCUCUGCAGGCACUCUUAACUACUACACUACUGUUAAAUCACCACCCCUCCCCCUCGCUUUUUCACCACCGCAACCAGUCCCCACCCCUCCACCAUACAGCCCAUCGUCCCAUCCCCACCCCGGUCCUCCACCAUCCACCUGUCAGUCAGGACUGUGUUUGCUAGGGGCCACAUGCAUGCCGGUGGACGUCCACUCGGGGACUUUCCGUCUCUGGCAGAUUCAGAAUGGCUCCAGUUUUCACGGCUGCAUCCAGAACUUGUACAUUAAUAACGAGCUCCAGGAUUUCACCAAGACCCAGAUGAAACCCGGCGUGGUACCUGGCUGCGAGCCGUGCAAGAAGCUUUACUGUGUCCAUGGCAUCUGCCAGCCUGAUGGGGUCCAGGGACCGGUGUGCCACUGCCAGCCAGGCUGGAGCGGGACGCACUGUGACCAACCUGCUCUGAACCCCUGCCAAGGCAGCAAGUGUGUCCAUGGGAAGUGCAUCCCUCUGGACGCUCAGUCCUACCGCUGUGAGUGUGCAGAGGGUUAUCGCGGCGCCCUGUGUAACCAACAAGGGGAACUGUUUAACCCCUGCCGCCGCCUGUCCUGCAAACACGGCCGGUGCCAGAUCUCAGACACAGGAGACGCAUACUGCCACUGUGAGAGUGGCUACACCGGUGAACUCUGUGAUGCAGAGUCUGAGUGUCGAGGGGAGCCCGUGCGGGACUUCUACCAGGUGCAGCGGGGGUACGCCAUCUGCCAGACGACGCGCAUGGUGUCCUGGGUGGAGUGCACCGGAGCCUGCGACACGGGGGCCUGCUGCGCCAGCCAGCGGAUGAAACGCCGGAAAUACACCUUCGAAUGCAGCGACGGGACCUCCUUCAGCGAGGAAGUGGAAAAGACCAUCAAGUGCGGCUGCGUGGGCUGCAUCUAGCAGCGGUCGCUCACACGUCCUGCCACUGUCCCAGAGCGGAAGACGGAGAGCAAGGAAGGAAAGAAGAUAGAGAGAAAACUGCAGAAAAGUGGAGGAGGGAAAGAAAGCAAGAGAGAUUAUACAGAAUAUAUAUAAAACCUCUAUCUAUAUAUUAUGGACAACAAUGUUUGUAAAAUAGUACAUUUCCCCCCCUGGAGAGGGUGUGUGACCUACAGUAAAACAGAAAAGCCGACAUCGUGAGCAGCGUAGGAGUGACACCAACGGCGGCCAUUGUCCCGCAGCGCUGUUCUGAGGGGGCACAGAUUUCAGUGUUGCAAGGAGAGUGAAGCAUCCUUCAAUCCCCAAAAUAUCCCGUGUGAAAUCCCACAUCCAUCCGUGAGGCCUCCGAUGGGUCGACCACCAUCUUCCAUCCUUACCUGACGGGGACAGCGAGGACAGCGGGAUCCACUCCGGCUAAGACUGGCAGGUGGAGAAAAAAACGAAAGGAAGAAAGGGAGAGCUGGACCGUUUGACUUGGCGAGGCUGUCUUGAGUUGAGCUUGGCUGGGUUACCUGGACUGUGCUGGAUGCGGUUUGGGUCGAGGUGAAAGUCGGUGUUGGUUUCGAUGUAGCAUUUUCUCCGCGAGGAUACCGUCAUCCAUCCACACACGUGCAUGUUGAAGCGAACGGGAGGAAAGGAGGAUGUAGGGUUUUAGGGGCGGCCCGUAAUCCUGAGCAGGCGUGGCGUCCACAAGGGUUAGGGGGGGUUCGGCGUCUCAGCUGCCUGCUGUCAGGGACCGAGACACAGCAAUUCUUCCCCACAAAUAAGAGACUGCACCGACCAGCAGCACGGAAAACCACAGUCAUACACCUCUGAGGAACAUGAUCACACAUGCAUGGCACACACACUACCACAGCACGGCUCCCGGAGGCUUGCGUGGAGGAGCUGAUCUGCUUUGUUCGUACAGCAAACCGGCGUGGCGUGGUCAGCGGCUAUCAGCCUUAGGGUCAGGACGUUUCGCAUUAUUCCUCCCCCCCCCUCUGAGCAAAAGGCCGAUUAACCCCGCACCUGCUGAUGCCUGCAGUAUUAAACGUGUGCAAACUGUUGCAUGUGAGGAGCAAAGUUUGCCAUCAAAAAAUGUCAAGCGUCUUCAUAUUGUUGCAUUUCUGAUAACAGAACAAAAGGUCUCAGAAUCCGUUUUUAUUUUCGUUCUUAUUUCUCAUGAUUUUUACGGUUUAUAUUUUGUUAUAUUUUGUCUCAUGAUGUAAUCCUACUCCUUUAGUUGAUUCAACCCACUUCUACAACCAUUUAUAUAGAAAUGCCUAACAGAUUCUAAUAUAUAUAUAUAUAUAUAUAUUUGUAUUUCGUUUUGGUAUAGUAUUUUUCUAUGUUAAAGAGUAAGUCUGUUUCUGGAAGCACUCGGGCUGGUGGAAAAGCAUUCAGUUGGUUCCCUUGGUGUUUUUAUUUGUUAAUCUCACCUUCUCCAAAUAAGGUAUUAAUUACAUUAUUAGGCCAAAAAUGCAGCAGCGGUUUGGCCUUGUUGUAUAGGAGCCAGUAUUGAUUUAGAAAUAUGUUUAAUAUUGUAUAUGUUGUCUUCCAUGUGAAUAUUACAUCUAAUUCAUGAGAAUCUGUGCUUGUUUUUAUUUAUUUUAUCGUAAGAAAUAUUCCUGUUGAGUGAAAAGGCAUAAAUGUUGCAGGCAUUCAAGUGUUUUAAAAAGAUGAAAAAGGUGAAAUAUUAAAUACAAAAUAGCAAAAAAAAGAAAAAAUCUGAACGGCAUCACUUAAUAGCAAGAUCCUCCAGUGUUUUCCGCCUCUGUGGCUCAGGCAUUCACUUUCUGAUAAGAAGAUGCCCCCCUACAAAGACAGAUCACAUGUCAUGGCUUUUUUUUUAUGUUCAUCUAGUUGAAAUGGUGGGUUGUGUUUCUAUCAUUUGAAUCUGAGAGACGUUAACCAAUAGAACAAAGGUGUUUUUAAUUUAGUCAAGCUCAACUGAUCAUAAGCUGCUGUCAAGCCAGAAGAAACAGGAUGAAGUUGCCUCUGUGGACGCUAAUGAUGUUAAGGGGGUUCAUCCUGAGGUUCCUUUCGAACGGGCAACUGUGUGAAGCUUUACAUGGCUACUACUGACAGAUAAUACAGAGAAAGGUCUGGACAUUUUCAUUAUCUGUCAGUUCUGACUCACACAAAAAAAAAAAGAUACAAAAAAAAAAGAAAGAAAAGGUGCCAAUUACAGAGAACAGUCAUACCUGAAUGUAUAAAUGUGUAUAGAUAAAUAUGACUUAUGCUUAUUCAUGAAGUGGUAACUUUUAGCUGUUAUUUAGUUUCCAAUGUAAGAUAUAGAAGUCACAUCCUGUUGAAAGAGUGACGGCCAAUCAGGAUGGAGUACGGCAUUGUUCUGGGAUUGUGUUUCUCUAAAUGUCUCUGUAGUGACUCAGAUCUCAGCUGGGCGACACAUCACACAGCUCCUGUUCAUAUUGCUAUCCAUGUUAACUUUGUUUUACAUGCCGUUGAUGUGAUGCCAGUGGUGUACAAUAACAAUACAGAAGAUCUCAUGAAUAAUACUUAUGAACAGUCACCGUCAUACUUAGGCUCUGCGCCUCAUAAAGGCGCGUAUUUAGUCAAACGUGACGUUCCUUCCUCUGCACUGAUCUGUGCUCGAUCGGUGCAUUCAACUUCCUGCUAGACAUCUUAGUGGUGCUUGUGCUAUAUUGAGAUGUAAUUCUGUUAUCUGGUCAUAUAACCAGAAACACUGAUUUUCCAUCAUAUGAACUAUAUACAUAAAUGUUAUUGUGAACAACACAAUGUCUCUGUUGUAUUAAUAUGGUGCAAAAACUUAAGAAAAAUCCCUGGUUGGGUUCUGUCUGUUUGCUUUUACGUUGCAGGACCGAUGGUGGGAUUGAACUGAAAAACUCAAUUAUGCUGAAUGUAUGUAGUGCCACCGACAAAAUGUUUACCAAACCUCCACUCUUUUCAUUAAUUAAACUUAAAAUGUGUGUGCUUUUACCAAU